AUGCUUCCCGGCCGCCGCCCGCUCCCCACCCGCCACCGGCCGCACCGUGGAAGCAGCUCCGGCUGCCGCAGGCCAGUGCCGAGGGCGCGCUCCGCAGCGCGGGUCUGGCGGGCGGGGCGGGAGCGAGGCGACUCGGCCGGAGCCCGGGCGGUGCGGCCGGCCGCGCGCAUCUCCCCCCGGACAGCCGCCGGCCCCGCCCCUGGAGUCGGUCCGGGCUGGGUCACCGCGCUCCUCGCCACGGCCGCGAGACCGCAGCCGCUUCAGUCAAAGGCGGCUCCGAGCGUUCGGCAGCCCGCCGGGGUCCUCAGGCCUGGCUCCCGGGGCUCCCGGGACUCCCAGGAUUCCCCCUCCCCCGGCCGCGCUCAGCCUGCUUCCCCUCCCCCCGCCCCGCCCACGGCCCCUCCCCGCCAGUCCCAGGUCCCUCCCCUCCCCCCUUAUCUCUCCCGCCCCCGCCUUCCCCCCUACUGCUCGUUCGCCAGUUCCGGUCACGUUGCUGGGUGUUUACGCCUGGAGCCCGCCCCGGACCCCCCCACGCCGCCCCGCGCACUCGGCGCCCGGGAGCCCCCCGGAGCCCGGGCCCGAUCGCCCGGCAGCCUCGCAGUAGCUGAUGGCGCCACAGCUCCGGCGGGCGCUGCGGAAACCCGGGCGCAGCUAGCGCGGGGAAGAACAGCGCCUCCCCGGACACAGCCUGGCCCGGACUCGGGGCCCCGCUGGCCCGUCGCUCCCUCAGGUCCCGAAGGUGGGGCCCAGGCCUGGGUUGCCAUGGACACCGUGUCCCUGGAGCAUCAGAUCCAGAGCGUGCAACGCCACAUCAGCUUCCUGAAAAAAGAGCAGAUGGCCCUGCUGCGAGACCUGCACCUGGAGAUCCUGAGGCUGCAGAAACGCUGCUCGGAACUGACCCAUGACCUGGAGGUGAGAGAGGCCCAAUCGCACCAGCAAGAGCUGGCGUCCCGGGAACUGGAGAGCAAGUGCCGCGCGCUGGAGUCGCAGCUAGCGGAGCGAGCAGCCGCCAACGCGGAGCUGCGGCGGGAGGUGGCGCAGCGCGAGGCGCUGGUGUCGGCGCUGCGCUGCAGCCUGCGCGCCGAGGAGCGCCGCUUCCUGGAGGAGCUGCGUCGCCGCAGCCACCGAGCCACCGUGCUGAGCACGGAGCUGCAGAAGCACACCGAGGCGGCCGCCUACCUCUCCUGCCAGCUGCAUGCGGCGCGCCAGAAACUGCAGACUCCGCGCCCGGGGCCCGGCGCCGCCGCCACCGCCGAGCCCCGGACCCGCCGGCGCACACAGCGGGCCCGCCGCCCGCCCGCCGCCGAGGCCGCCGCCAAGGGCCCCGGCCGGGACUGGGCCGCCUGGGAGCGUGCGGCCGGCGUCCCGGAAGACCUCGAUGCCAUGCCCGACCCCGCUCUCUUCCUCUACGCCCGGAGGCCCCAGCGGCCCGGCGGCCGCAGCCCGCGCCAGCUGCCUCCCCAGGAACCCCCGGACCAAGCCGGCUCGCCAGCCGCGCCCCGCCCGCCCAGUGCGCCCGCGGACCCGGAGUAGGCGCGGGGCGGGCGGGCGGGGAGCCGGAAAAGGCUGGCCCGGGUUUGACUCGGCUCGGGCCAGGGCGGAUAGGGUAGGGGCGGGUCCCUGGGGCCGAGAGAGCCAGUCCCUCCCCCCGGGAGCGGGCGGAGGUGGCCCCUGCUCCCCCGCGCGUCCCAGCCGCCCCCGCCUUUUGUAUUUCCCGAGGCUUUGAGCUGUCGCCGCAGCUUUGAGCUCUCCUCUCCCGCCGGAGAGCUCCUCCGCCGGGCCCAGCGAAGGCACUUUUUUUUCCUUGGAGAGGACUCACAGUACCGAUCCUCAUCUGGUCCCCACCCUGCCACUGGGAGGGGAUGGGGCGGGAGUCACGCCCUGACCCAGGAAAGUGACAAUCGUUUGGCCGUAGCGGGGAGGCCGGGCUGGCCUACGGAAAGGAACCAGAGUGGCCCUUAGCAUCCUUAGGCCUUCCAGCUCCCCGCUGCGGCCUCCCCCAGACCUGCACGGCCGCCCUUCCCUCCCAGCCUGCCUCCGAGGGGCGGUUCGGGCUGGGGGCUAAGAGGCUGGACCUUCUCCCUCACAUCCCCCCGCCCCCACCAACCUGCUAAUAGAUCCCUACAGGUUAGCACGGAACACUUUAGAAGACGCCUCCCCCACAGCCUCUGGUGGGGGGAGUGUGGACCUAAGGAAGUUUGAACUUCUGGAAAUUAGCACCCAUAGACCCUUAGAGAAGAUUACAGAAUGGGUUUGGUGGCAGAAAACUGUCUCCAAUUCUCAGUUCUUCCCGGGUAUGUAGACGCCAAGGACACGCCAGAGUCGGGCUGAUGGAAGGUUAAAAACUGUUUUCAGGAGGUAGCUGGGAACCUGAAGGCUGCCCUGGGAGUUUCCCUAGUCCUGUUUAUUGGUGCUAAUUUUGCCCAGCUUCCUAAUUAGCUGGUUGCACCCAGAGGCAGGAAGAGGGGCCCUGCUUCUUGGAAGUGGCAGCUGUUGAUAUAAGUUUGAGUGUGCUGGGGGCGGUGGGCGGGGGGAUGAGGGGAACGCAGGUUAGACCCCGGCCUCGCCCUCGCCAGGACUGCCCGCAUCCUAUCAGACCUGACAGCGGCCGGGUGUUCAGUGCCCUUUGUCUAGGUUAGGCAGUGGCAGACGAGAAGACUGCUGCCCCACCUCCUAACGCGCUUCUCCCCAGCUCCCCCUCACGACCAAAGGCGGGAAGUGCAGCUCCAGUCCGGUUCAUUGCUCGCACCUGAGUCCAGCCUGGAACGACAAAUCCCUAGAACCCUGUCGUCUCGUGCCAUCCCUCUUUUGUUGGUCGUGCAUCAAGUCCGAAGUGCCUGUGAGGUCUUCCAGGGGCCACCAAUGUAGGACAUGGGGCAGCAAGAGGCCUUGACCUCACUCACGAUGCCCCAUCCCAGCAGGUCCUGAUCCUCUGCCUGGGGCUGAGACUUCUGCUUGUUGCCCAGAGGUCUGGGAGGUCUCCAGGGGGUGAUGAACCCUUUUCCCAUCACGGCCCCAUGAAAAAAAGGGGAAAGAUUCCCAGUUACACCCCCUUUCACUGUAUACGUUAGAGGGAGCAGGACACCGGUGAGCAUACAAACGUGCAGCCCCCUCCCAGCUCAGGACUGCUGAGACCACUGAGCAAUAAGCAGGCCUGGUCUGUGUCCGCCACUGGGGAGCCCUGGGGACGGGCAGUGCUGUCCAGUCUAAAGGGCCUCGGGAGUGGCCUAGAGUCCUUCCUCUGCCUGCUCCCACCUCUCCGCUCCCCAGCCUCUGUGGUUGGACCUCUGCCCUCUGUCUCCCCUUAGGUGUGGGUGACUCACGACCCCUUGACCCUUGACCUGCUGCCUUCCUUUUCAGAACAUGUCUGAGGAGGCCUCUCUCUCUGCUCGGGGCUGUGCUCACUUGAAGGGGCCUAGGACCCUGGGAAGGAGGAGGGAAAGGGGGUCUUUCUGGAGGCACCCACCCAAACCCUCAUCUUCCACAACCAUACUUUCGGGGUGAACUGGGUGACUUUGUGAUGUCAGUUCUUCUACAGAGAUGGGGAAGUACUCUAUCCACCCGCCCACCCGCUAAAAGCCAUAGCUCCACCCAGCUGGCCUCCCCCGGCUCUAUAGCAAUAGCCCUCUUCCUCCUUCCUUCCUCUGUGCCCAGGGAGCCCGGCUGGGGGCCACCACAACACCCCCACCCCCACCAUCCUCCCUGGUGGCCUGCCCGCCUCUCCCCAGGUGAUGCAUCAGCGCGUCCCAUGCUGCUGCUCUUCCAGCAGUAGAGAUGACUCUUGUUCCUGAGCUACUUGGAGAUCCCUGCCCCCCGCCCCCAUUAAAGGUCUUGGAGUGCUGGGGUGGCUGACUCACUGACUCUCAGCUGAGGUGUGGGGGUGCCUGGGAAAGGAAAUAACGCACCCAUCCCUCCCCCCUCCACUCAGCAAGCUGGGGGAAGGUCCAAAGCAAAUACAGGGUUCCAAUUUUAACAGAAAUGCCCCCUCCCCAUCCCUCUCCUGGAAAUAAUAGAUGAGAAGCUUUCCUCCUCCAGAACCCCCAGGGCGCCAAAUAAAAUGAAUAAGACUGGGAAUCAGUGAUCUGCCCUUGGCCUCAGUGGCGGGGAACUCCCCAGCCUUGCCCUCAGCUUCUGGCCCUCCCACUCUUCUAGCCUGGGGGACCCACCCUGCCAAAGGAGAGACCCCCCUCCUCGAGCCUCUGACAAGUUUGGGUGACUAGAAAGGAUAUUGCCUUCCCUCUCCCUGCACCCCCCCACCUCUCCCCUCUUUGCUGCACGAAUCCCAUUGGGGGAGGGGUGUGUUGACACAGACACUCAGGGGCCCUAGUUGCAGCCAGGAGCUGCAGGUGGGGACCCCUCCCCAUUCUGGAAGCCAGCCUGGGACCUGUGGGCAAUACAGCCUGAGGUUUUGUGCCCCUGUCCCCGCUCACAAUGGCCUGCAAUUUGGGGGACCAGUCCGGGGCUGAAAUGGGGUAGCCCUUCCCCAAAACAUGCAGCAGACUACAGGUCCCCCUGAUGGAGCAAAAGGAGGUCAAGAAGGUGUGGAGCAGCACCUCCUCUUUGUGGGGAGCCAGGAUUCUCUAAGCAGUCUCGCUGAGCGGCCAGCCUUGAGUAGCGGACCUGUAAGGCUUCAGAAACACCUGGCAGGAGCCCCACAAGCACGGCAGAGGGAUCCUGCUCCAAGUUCUCUGUUGGCUGCGCUUUUUAAUCCAAUGCUUUUCAGAGUGUAUUCACUCACCUACAGAAAUAGAGCCCUGUGCUUUAGGGGUGACUGUCAUAUGCCUUAUUCUUAAUAAAAUACCUGAAAAACA
This is a messenger RNA of Capra hircus (goat), 4811 nucleotides long. Its product is annotated as microtubule cross-linking factor 1. The record is from RefSeq and is a predicted model, not a curated record. Lineage: Eukaryota; Metazoa; Chordata; Mammalia; Artiodactyla; Bovidae. Bases 1 to 1533 code for a protein of 510 amino acids. The transcript is spliced from 5 exons.